UCCCGGCCCGGGACACAAGAUGGCGGGAGCGGCGCUGGGGAGGGCGAGGCGGAGGCGGCAAAACGGGCAGCCGAGCAAAACGUGUAGCCGCAUCCCCUCGAGUCCGCUUCAGGCAGUUGCUGAUGCAAGGAAUUCCCUGGGGCCCCGUUCACUCCACUGCUGACCAGCCCACCCACGUGCUGAGUCUUUCUGCAGGCCUCCCCCCUGCCUCUGUGGGACACUGUGACGUGGGUCUAUCCGGCUGGAGAAGAAAACCCUCUCAUGCUAGCAUUGCAGACUCCGGAGGGUCCGGUGUGGGUGCUGAGAUGGCCAAUGAGAAUCAUGGCAGCCCCCGGGAGGAAGCGUCCUUGCUGAGUCACUCCCCAGGCACCUCCAAUCAGAGCCAGCCCUGUUCUCCAAAGCCCAUCUGCCUGGUGCAAGACCUCCCAGAGGAGCUGGUGCAUGCGGGCUGGGAGAAGUGCUGGAGCAGGAGGGAGAACCGUCCCUACUACUUUAACAGAUUCACCAACCAGUCCCUGUGGGAGAUGCCUGUGCUGGGCCAGCAUGACGUUAUUUCUGACCCUUUGGGGCUGAAUGUGACUCCACUGCCCCAAGACUCAAGCUUGGUGGAAACCCCUCCGGCUGAGAACAAGCCCCGAAAGCGGCAGCUCUCGGAGGAGCAGCCAAGCGGCAAUGGUGUGAAGAAACCCAAAAUCGAAAUCCCUGUGACACCCACAGGUCCAUCGGUGCCCAGCUCCCCCAGUGUCCCAGGAACCCCAACACUGAAGAUUUGGGGGACGUCCCCUGAAGAUAAACAGCAGGCAGCUCUCCUCCGACCCACUGAGGUGUACUGGGAUCUUGAUAUCCAGACCAACGCUGUCAUCAAGCACCGGGGCCCUUCAGAGGUGCUGCCCCCGCAUCCUGAGGUGGAGCUGCUCCGCUCCCAGCUCAUCCUGAAGCUCCGGCAGCACUACCGGGAGCUGUGCCAGCAGCGAGAGGGCAUUGAGCCCCCUCGGGAAUCUUUCAAUCGCUGGAUGUUGGAACGCAAGGUCGUGGACAAAGGCUCUGACCCAAUGUUGCCAAGCAACUGUGAACCGGUGGUAUCGCCUUCCAUGUUUCGUGAAAUCAUGAAUGACAUUCCCAUCAGGUUAUCCCGAAUCAAGUUCCGGGAGGAAGCCAAGCGCCUGCUUUUUAAAUAUGCAGAGGCUGCGAGGCGGCUUAUCGAGUCCAGGAGUGCAUCCCCUGACAGCAGGAAGGUGGUCAAGUGGAACGUGGAGGACACCUUCAGCUGGCUGCGGAAGGACCACUCAGCCUCCAAGGAGGACUAUAUGGAUCGCUUGGAGCAUCUGCGGAAACAGUGUGGCCCCCAUGUCUCGGCCGCAGCCAAGGACUCCGUGGAGGGCAUCUGCAGUAAGAUCUACCACAUCUCCCUGGAGUACGUCAAACGGAUCCGAGAGAAGCACCUUGCCAUCCUCAAGGAAAACAACAUCUCAGAGGAGGUGGAGGCCCCAGAGGUGGAGCCCCGCCUGGUAUACUGCUACCCAGUACGGCUGGCUGUGUCUGCGCCCCCCAUGCCCAGUGUGGAGAUGCAUAUGGAGAAUAAUGUGGUCUGCAUACGGUAUAAGGGAGAGAUGGUCAAGGUCAGCCGCAACUACUUUAGUAAGCUGUGGCUCCUUUACCGCUAUAGUUGCAUUGAUGACUCUGCCUUUGAGAGGUUCCUGCCCCGAGUCUGGUGUCUUCUUCGACGGUACCAGAUGAUGUUUGGCGUGGGCCUCUACGAGGGGACAGGCCUGCAGGGAUCGCUGCCGGUGCACAUCUUCGAGGCCCUCCACCGACUCUUCGGUGUCAGCUUUGAGUGCUUUGCCUCACCCCUCAACUGCUACUUCCGCCAGUACUGCUCUGCUUUCCCCGACACAGACGGCUACUUUGGCUCCCGAGGGCCCUGCCUAGAUUUCUCCCCGCUGAGUGGUUCCUUCGAGGCCAACCCUCCUUUCUGCGAGGAGCUCAUGGACGCCAUGGUCUCUCACUUCGAGAAACUGCUCGAGAGCUCACCAGAGCCCCUGUCCUUCAUUGUGUUCAUCCCUGAGUGGCGGGAACCCCCGACACUGGCGCUCACCCGCAUGGAGCAGAGCCGAUUUAAACGCCACCAGCUGGUCCUGCCUGCCUUUGAGCAUGAGUACCGCAGUGGGUCCCAACACAUCUGCAAGAAGGAGGAGAUGCACUACAAGGCCGUCUACAAUGCAGCUGUGCUCUUCCUGCAGAACGACCCUGGCUUUGCCAAGUGGGGGCCAACGGCUGAGAGGCUGCAGGAGCUGAGCACCGCCUACCGGCAGUCAGGCCGCAGCCAUGGCUCCAGCUCCUCCUCCUCAUCCUCCUCGGAGGCCAAGGACCGGGACUCAGGCCGAGAGCAGGGCCCUAGCCGAGAGUCUCACCCAACUUAACACAUCUUGCGGGGAGGAGGAGCCCCAGGGUGCUGGUAUGGACUGCUGGGACUCAGGGCUCUCCAGCUGCCAAUGACACAGGAAGACUAUGGCUCUGCCGAGGCUCCCCCUCCCUGCCCCGCCUCCCAACUUCCCACCUCAAACUCCAAGUCCCCUGUAAAUAGGCCCCACGCCUUCUCUCCCCCCCAAUCUGUGCCACCUUGUUUCAUUUGUAAAAGGAAAUACAGAAAC
Messenger RNA from Molossus molossus (Pallas's mastiff bat), 2651 nucleotides. RefSeq names its product phosphorylated CTD interacting factor 1 (gene PCIF1). The transcript is spliced from 17 exons. Gene Ontology annotation, cellular component: nucleus. The record is from RefSeq and is a predicted model, not a curated record. Lineage: Eukaryota; Metazoa; Chordata; Mammalia; Chiroptera; Molossidae. Gene Ontology annotation, molecular function: mRNA (2'-O-methyladenosine-N6-)-methyltransferase activity; RNA polymerase II C-terminal domain binding. Bases 123 to 2420 code for a protein of 765 amino acids.